AUGACCUAUCAUGUGUCACACCUUAUCACCGUGCCAGCCACCAUCGAAGGCAUCAACAUUGACGCCAUCUUGGACACUGGGGCCGCUGUAAAUAUAGCAUCCGGUGAAUUCGCACGCCGUUCAGGACAACCUAUACGACCAGCAACGUCGGCAGUGCGCGGUGUUAAUGGUGAACUGGCAAGCAGUGAGGGAGUGGUGGAACUUGCGGUGAACAUAGGGCCCGUACACGUGCAGGCUACGUUUGUUGUGCUCACAGGCUGCCCAUACGACAUUUUAUGUGGACUACCUUUUUGCACGGACUCGAAUUUGGUGCUGGACUUUCCAAAUAAUGCAGUUUUUCUACAAGGACAUUUUUUCCCGCUUCGCCUGGAUGAUGAUAUCUCCCCGCCGUUGGGGGACAAGGAACCCAUCCGCGCGCACUGUACACGACAAACGAAGGUACCACCCCACUCCGAGGUCCUCCUCGAAGUUUCUAUAGCCAUGAAUGGGACAUUCGUUGUUGAACCUGAAAUAAAGCUUAAGGACACGCCCCAGCCUGUUGUAGCCCGCACACUAACCAACGUGUCAUGUAACAGGGGAUUCGUUCGCAUUGCAAACCCGUCGCCGUCCGCGCUUACGAUUGCACGAGGUGCCACAAUUGGUAGAACCACGCCCCUGCAGGAAGUAGAGAUCAGCACGUCACACGCCAAGAGGUCACAUGGCCGCCUACAAGACGUUGAGAUCAGCGACAAUGUCCCAGCAGAAGAGAAAGAGGCCAUCCGAGCGUUACUACAGCAAUACAGCCACCUCUUCUCCACCGACGAGAGCCCAGUGGGAUUGACUCAUGUGAUCGAGCACGAGAUCGAAACGGGCAACGCCAGGCCAAUUCAUCAGAAUCCCUACAGAAAGGCAGUAUUCGAACGUCAGGUGAUCGAGGAACAAGUCAACGAAAUGCUGCGGAAGGGCGUGAUACGAGAGUCGUCGAGCCCGUGGUCUUCACCGGUAGUGCUUGUUCGCAAGCGUGAUGCCUCCUGGCGAUUCUGUGUUGACUUUAGGCGCCUGAAUGCUGUGACCAAAAAGGACGUUCACCCUGUAGAGGAGGUGGAGUUCCUCUACAUGAGCCCCGACCGGCGAUGCUGGUAUGCCACGGAGAGGCGGUGA
Messenger RNA from Ornithodoros turicata, 1140 nucleotides. RefSeq lists its product as uncharacterized. Bases 1 to 1140 code for a protein of 379 amino acids. Gene Ontology annotation, biological process: proteolysis. Gene Ontology annotation, molecular function: aspartic-type endopeptidase activity. The transcript has a single exon. NCBI's taxonomy places the organism in Eukaryota, Metazoa, Arthropoda, Arachnida, Ixodida, Argasidae. The record is from RefSeq and is a predicted model, not a curated record.